Messenger RNA from Hibiscus syriacus, 1223 nucleotides. RefSeq names its product S-adenosylmethionine decarboxylase proenzyme-like. Lineage: Eukaryota; Viridiplantae; Streptophyta; Magnoliopsida; Malvales; Malvaceae. Gene Ontology annotation, molecular function: adenosylmethionine decarboxylase activity. Bases 40 to 1116 code for a protein of 358 amino acids. The transcript has a single exon. The record is from RefSeq and is a predicted model, not a curated record. Gene Ontology annotation, cellular component: cytosol. Gene Ontology annotation, biological process: spermidine biosynthetic process; spermine biosynthetic process.
GAAACUCUGCUGCUGUUAUUGUCCUCCAUUGACAUCACAAUGGCGGUAUCUGCGAUUGGAUUCGAAGGUUAUGAAAAGAGGCUUGAGAUUUCUUUUGUUGAGCCUGAUUCUGUUAUCGAUGUUGAACAAAAGGGUCUUCGAUCAUUGUCGAGAGCUCAGCUGGAUGAGAUUCUAACCCCAGCUGAGUGCACCAUUGUUUCUUCGCUAUCGAAUGAACUUGUGGACUCCUAUGUCCUUUCUGAGUCAAGCCUCUUUGUCUAUCCUUUCAAAAUCAUCAUCAAAACCUGUGGGACAACUAAGUUACUUCUAGCAAUCCCACCUAUCUUGAAGUUGUCUGGUAACCUAUCUCUUACCGUGAAAUAUGUUCGGUACACUCGUGGAAGCUUCAUAUUACCUGCUGCUCAGCCAUAUCCUCACCGGUACUUCACUGAAGAAGUAGCGAUUCUCGAUAACUAUUUUGGGAAGCUUGGCUCUGGUAGCAGAGCUUGUGUGAUGGGUGGGAGUGAUAAAAAACAGAAAUGGCAUGUUUACUCUGCCUCUGCUGAAUCUGUUAACACCAAUGCCCCAACUUACACUCUAGAGAUGUGCAUGACUGGCUUGGACAGUGAAAUGGCUUCAGUUUUCUACAAAGACCAAUCUAGCUCGGCUGCUUCGAUGACAAUUACUUCUGGCAUAAGGAACAUCCUUCCAGACUCUGAUAUAUGCGAUUUUGAGUUUGAACCCUGCGGUUAUUCAAUGAAUUCAAUCGAAGCUGAUGCCAUUUCGACCAUUCAUGUUACACCUGAAGACGGGUUUAGCUACGCAAGCUUUGAAUCCAUCGGCUAUGAUCUGAAUAAGUUGAACCUGAACCAGUUGGUGGAUAGGGUUCUGGUCUGCUUUGAACCAAGUGAAUUCUCUGUUGCUGUUCACGUCGAUGGCGACGCCGGUCCCUCUCUAGAGAAAAUCUGUUCGCUGAAUGUCAAAGGAUACCGUUGCGGGGAGAGGAGCAUUGAAGAGCUCGGUACUGGAGGUUCCAUCAUUUACCAGAAGUUCAACGCCAUUGGUAUUUGUGGAUCACCAAGAUCAACUCUCAGAUGCUGCUGGGAAGAGGAGGAAGAAUUAUCAAUAACGGCUUAAUUCCUAUAAUAUAGUAUUACUCUUGCUUAUAAUAACUAAAUAAAUUGCUUCUCAAAGUACUGCCUGGUGAGAUAGCACGAUGUUAUCGUGUUUUGCCGAGUAUUUUG